This is a messenger RNA of Magallana angulata, 1299 nucleotides long. RefSeq names its product spermidine synthase-like. Lineage: Eukaryota; Metazoa; Mollusca; Bivalvia; Ostreida; Ostreidae. Gene Ontology annotation, cellular component: cytosol. Gene Ontology annotation, biological process: spermidine biosynthetic process. Bases 53 to 952 code for a protein of 299 amino acids. Gene Ontology annotation, molecular function: spermidine synthase activity. The transcript is spliced from 8 exons. The record is from RefSeq and is a predicted model, not a curated record.
AGCUAAAACAACGAGAUUCCCGAGUAGCCCGAAACGUGAUUAAUAAAUCAACAUGAACACAAUCAAAGACGGUUGGUUCAGUGAAAUCAGUGAAUUAUGGCCUGGACAAGCCAUGUCGCUUCAAGUAGAAGAUGUAUUAUUUCAAGAAAGAUCAAAGUAUCAGGACGUAUUGGUUUUCAAAAGUAAAACUUACGGAAAUGUGCUGGUUUUAGAUGGGGUUAUUCAGUGUACAGAAAGAGAUGAAUUCUCAUACCAAGAGAUGCUGGCCCAUCUACCCUUGAACUGUCACCCAAAUCCAAGAAAGGUGCUGAUUAUUGGGGGAGGAGACGGUGGGGUGCUGAGGGAGGUGGUCAAACACCCAGAGGUCCAGUCUGUGGAGAUGUGUGAAAUUGAUGAGAAAGUUAUUGAGGUGUCCAAAAAGUAUCUGCCAAAGAUGGCCAUUGGUUUUGAGAGCUCAAAAUUGUCACUGCAUAUUGGUGAUGGAUUUGAAUACAUGAAGAAGCAUCAGGGAGAAUUUGACGUCAUUAUUACCGACUCCUCAGAUCCAAUAGGACCUGCAUCUUCUUUGUUUGAGAAGUCAUAUUAUGAAUUGAUGAAGAAUGCACUUCGCCCAGGGGGCAUUGUCUGCUGUCAAGGGGAGUGUUUAUGGCUUCACAUUGAUCUAAUUAAGGGGAUGCAAGACUUUUGCCGUGGUCUGUACCCAGUUGUAGACUAUGCUUACACCACAAUACCCACCUACCCCAGUGGUCAGAUAGGGUUCAUUCUCUGCGGACUUAACUCUGAUGCUAACUUUAAGGAGCCUGUCAGAAAAUUCACCAUUGAGGAGGAGAUCAAAUUAAAGCUCCAGUACUACAAUGCUGAUGUACACAGAAGUGCUUUUGUCCUGCCUCAGUUUGCAAGAAAGGUGUUGAAGGGAGAGAGUGUAGGGAAUGGGCCAAUUAACAGCCAGUAGUCACGAGACCAUCACAAAGAAGACACACUCAUAUUCAUUGUUUCAACAUUUUACUUGUAACAAUAGAAUUGUGCUAUAUGCCUCAGGUUAACAGUCAAUUGCUGGCACAUACUUUUGGGUAUAAAUCACAACAUUCAAUUAAAAGUUUCAUUGUAGGAUUCUUUAUAAUUAUAUAUACAGAGAUCUAUUUUUAGUCAGUUGCUUAAAGAUAUCACUGCCACUAUUUUUGUCUUUAAAUUUUUACAAAAUCUUUAAAAAAUGUGGAACUCCAUGUACCAGAAAUCAAUAUUUUUUGUUUCACAGACCUUUUAUUUGUAAAUAAACUUGGUGAAAUGGGCAUUUGAAAA